CAUUGGUAACGUCAGGUGUGGGUUUGUGCAGUCGCAACCGUACGUAGCAGUUAUGACCGGCUGACCCCGUGGUCGGACGAGACCGAAGUCGGUUAUUUUCUCUCCCCGUAGGCAUUUUAAAACGUAAGAAGUGGCGAAGUUGAAGAGGUGCACGUGUGGUUUGGGCGACAACGCGUGCUCUGUACCAGCACGUGACGUCGCUAUGUCGACAACGUGGACGGCGGACACGAUAUGUUCCAAGUGUAGGCACACCAUCCAAUUAUUGGCGGGACAGCUCUUUUCUCAUUUCGGCUUGUGUUGUCUGGUGUUAUGCUACUGCAUUUUGGGCGCGUUAGUGUUUGCUGCUCUGGAGAGUACCCACGAGAAAGAUCAGAGGGGGAAGGUGCGACAGUUUCGCGACUCGUGCCUACGUGACCUGUGGGAUAUCACCGACAGCUCGGACGUUCUGUACGAGAGAAACUGGACCAGAAUGGUGGUGGACAGAUUGAAACAAUUCGAAAAAGAUCUGGUCAGAGCGGUCAAGAAAUCGGGCUUCGACGGUAAGGAAACAGAGGAUCCCAAUUACUUAUGGACGUUUUCCAGUUCGCUGUUAUAUUCGGUUACCGUCAUAUCUACAAUAGGCUGCGGCAACAUGUCUCCCAAAACGCAAAUAGGAAAAGUGCUCACCAUCGUCUACGCCAUAAUGGGCAUUCCCUUAAUGCUGAUGUGUCUUACAAACAUCGGUGACAUGCUGGCACGAUCUUUUCGAAACAGAUACAGGCACUUAAUUGGGAGGGAUAGAAUGUCCAGAGAAAGUCAAGCUACUUCGGAAAACGAAACCGCUACCAGAGACAACAAAUCCACUCUUGCAACCAUCGACGUUAUCGCAGACACUCCCAUUCAUCCGGCUCAAUUGGAAAAUUGCAAUUGUUCCAUUAAGCGCUCUAUCAGCGAGGCUAAAGAUGGAGAAAUGGGUAACAGCGUCCUGGCCGCUUACUCCUCUCCAUCUCCCCAACAAGAGAAAGAAGAACGAAUGGAUUGUCAAGUACCUAUAUACGUAGUCGUGGCCAUUUUAUUGAGUUACAUCGCUUUGGGUGCUACCGUUUUUUCCCUCUUGGAAAACUGGAAUUUCCUCAACGGUGUCUAUUUUUGUUUCGUCACACUAAGUACCAUCGGUUUCGGCGAUCUCGUACCGGGUACCGCUUCUAUGACCAGUAACAGUCAGAUAAAACUUCUUUUUUGUUGCUUCUACUUAAUAGUGGGGCUCGGUAUCAUAGCCAUGUCGUUUAACUUAGUUCAAGAAGAGGUCAUUGCAAAAUGCAAAAAAUUCGGUCGUCGUAUCGGUUUACUAUCCGAACCCGAAGAAUAAUCGUAUUUGACGAUUCUUUAAUUAUAUAAAUAUACAAAAAAUAUUUCUAUAAAAGUCCAAUUUUAUUAAAUUAAACAUCAAAAAUGUUAGACGAGAGGAGGGGAGGAAAAAAGAGACGAUGGACCGAUUGAAGUUGGUUAAAUUUUUAUUCAAACUACGUUUGAUAGGAAUAAGUUUCAGCACAGAUCGCUUAGAAAUUGCAAGAGAAGAAAAGAAAAAAUAAUCUGUACAUAAAUUUACACAUUAAUUAGACGAUUGGUAUUUUUUUUUUUUUUGGAUGUUAGUUUCUUUUCGAAUGGAAACCAGGAAAAAAAAAGGAAGCCUUCAUUAAUAUUUAUGAAAACAUUCGGAUUCUUUUCAAAUUCUAUCUUGUAUGACAUCUUAAAAUAUUUAGACGAUUGUUUUUUACUUUCGCAACGUCUCUAACACAAUAACAGAUUUGCUUGAAUUACAUCACCAUAGCUAUAUAAAUAUACAUAAUAUAUAUAUAUAUACACACACACACACAUAUAUAUAUAUAUAUAUAACUGUUAGGUGAAUAAAGAAAAAUGAUAUUUAAAUAUGACC
Centruroides sculpturatus (bark scorpion) is the source of this 1915-nucleotide messenger RNA. Its product is annotated as TWiK family of potassium channels protein 7-like. The transcript is spliced from 2 exons. Gene Ontology annotation, molecular function: potassium ion leak channel activity. NCBI's taxonomy places the organism in Eukaryota, Metazoa, Arthropoda, Arachnida, Scorpiones, Buthidae. Gene Ontology annotation, cellular component: membrane. Gene Ontology annotation, biological process: stabilization of membrane potential; potassium ion transmembrane transport. The record is from RefSeq and is a predicted model, not a curated record. The coding region runs from base 203 to 1348 and encodes 381 amino acids.